AUGACGAUUACCUCAGUGCAGACCCUUUCGCCCGGUCGCCUUGCGGUCACUCCAACCGAGAAGAACGCGGCGAAGCCUCCUCCGAAAAUAUACAAUGUCCAGGAUAAUCCGUUCAAAGGGUAUCAACCGCCGCAACCUGAUGGGUACGAACGGAGCAGGGCGAAGCCCGCUACAAGCGCUAUCGUGAUCGAUAAUGGAUCAAGUCUUCUCAAGGCGGGCUGGUCUUUCGACAAGUCGCCGCGCCUCAUCCUCCCCCCUGUGAUGAGUCGGUACCGCGAUCGAAAGCUCAACAAAGCUUGUCAAUUUAUCGGUUACGACGCCUAUGUGGAUGCCACGACUCGAGGUCAGCUGCGGUAUGCUUUUGACCCUGGUACAAAUGUGGUUGGAAACUGGGAUGUAAUGGAGGGAUUGCUGGACUACGUGUUCAUCAAGCUGGGAGUUGAUGGGGCCAACGGAGGCGUUGAUCGGCCUAUCGUAAUGACAGAGCCGAUCGCGAAUCUGAACUACCCCAGAAGAUUGAUGAACGAGAUCCUGUUCGAGUGCUAUUCGGCACCAUCUGUCGCUUACGGAAUCGACUCAUUAUUUUCGUACCGGUACAACAAAGGCACCGAUGGUCUGAUUGUCUCCUCGUCCCACACAUCGACGCAUGUCAUCCCUGUCCAGAACUCGAAAGCCUUGCUCUCGAAUUGCUCGCGGUUGAACUGGGGUGGCAUGCAUGCGUCAGAGUACUUGCUCAAGCUUAUGAAGCUAAAGUACCCCACGUUUCCCGCCCGAAUGACCGAAAGCCAGAUGGAAGAUUUGGUUCACAAGCAUUGCUACGUAUCUACAGACUAUGACCGCGAGCUGAGCAGCUAUCUCGAGUGGACAGGGCUUGAGGACAGGGACCAUGUCAUUCAAUAUCCUUUUACGGAGCAUGUGGUGCCAGAGAAAACUGAGGAGGAACUGGCGCGGAUUGCAGAGCGGAAGAAGGAGAGUGGACGUCGCCUGCAGGAGCAAGCUGCAAAAAUGCGGCUCGAAAAGUUGAUGAAGAAAGAGCAGGAGCUGGAGUACUGGAAGGAUUUACAGCGUGGACUUGCGUCUGAAACGAAGAAGGAAGCGAGGCGCAUCUUGGACUCUGAGGAUCUGAAAGAUGAGGCACAUCUAGACCGGCUGAUUCGUGACCUCGAACGAUCCAUCAAGCGCUCUAGAAACCGAGAUCUAGGAGUCGAAGAGACUGAAGAGCCUCCUGAAGAUAUGUCUUUCCCACUUCUGGAUGUUCCGGACGAAGAGCUGGACGAGGCAGGCUUGAAGGAGAAGCGUCACCAGCGACUCAUGAAGUCGAACAUCGAGGCUCGGCAGCGUGCCAAGGCCGAGAAGGAACGCGAGAAGGCACGAAGAGAGGAAGAGGAGCGACUGGAUCGGGAGAAGCGUGAGAACGACUUUGAGAACUGGGUUGCCGAACGAAGAGCUGCUCGCCAGAAUAUCCUGCAAAAGAUCAAGGAGCGCGAUAGGAUGAAGGCGGAUCUGGGCAAUCGCAAGUCGCUCGCCAGCCAAAUGCGUAUGAAAACCCUUGCAAACCUCGCUGCGGAUGGGCCGAAGAAGCGAAGGAGAGGUGGUGACGACGAUGAUUUCGGCGCCAACGAUGAGGACUGGGGUGUUUAUCGCACAGUGGCGACCGGGGAACAGAGUGACGAGGAGGAAGAGGAAGACCUCGGCGAAAUGCUCGACAACGUUGAGAACGAGCUUCUUCAGUACGAUCCCGAGUUUACAGAGAACCACACUCUCGCUGCGCAGUCUGACUGGACCAAGAGCCUGGUACAUGUUUUCCUGCGUGGACCCUGGCCAUUUGACCCUGAAAGUCAGCGUGAGGCUAAUCAGAUCCAUCUCAAUGUUGAGCGGAUCCGAGUGCCCGAGGUCGUUUUCAAGCCAUCGAUUGCCGGAAUCGACCAGGCUGGCCUCUUGGAGAUUGCGGCCGGUAUCGUUAACCAGCGGUUCUCUAACCCAGAGGAUCAGGCCAAACUGCUGCGUGACGUGUUCCUCACCGGCGGCAACACUCUCUUCAAAGGAUUCGAUGAGCGAAUUCGCAACGAGUUUGGGGGAUACCUACCUGUAGAUGCGCAACUGAAUGUGCGCCGGGCCUCGGACGCGGUGCUGGACGCAUGGAAGGGUGCAGCACAAUGGGCAUCCGGAUCGGGAUUGAAGAAUUACUCUGUGUCGCGGGAGGAAUAUCUGGAAAAAGGAAGCGAGUACAUUAAGGAGCACGACCUGGGGAAUGUCACCUCGUGGUAA
Messenger RNA from Aspergillus viridinutans, 2268 nucleotides. Its product is annotated as actin-related protein ARP5. Gene Ontology annotation, cellular component: cytoplasm; Ino80 complex. The record is from RefSeq and is a predicted model, not a curated record. Gene Ontology annotation, biological process: regulation of DNA-templated transcription. The coding region runs from base 1 to 2268 and encodes 755 amino acids. NCBI's taxonomy places the organism in Eukaryota, Fungi, Ascomycota, Eurotiomycetes, Eurotiales, Aspergillaceae. The transcript has 5 exons.